ACAACCACAGCAGCAGGAUCGAUCUCGCACAGGCACAACACAUAGAGGAAACCAUAGAAUCUAGCUAGCUAGAGCGCCAUGGCCAAGAAGUGCUUUGGCACUGUCGUCGCACCCCUCCUCCUGCUCUCCCUCGCUGUAGGGGCGCACGCCGUGGCAGCGGCCAGGACCGCGCCUGCUGGGGGCACGGCGGAGGCCUCGCUUCCGGCCGCUGCCGCCACGGAGAGCAGCGCCAGUGCAGGAGUUGCGGGAACGGCGGACGCGAAGAACCUGUUCGUGGGAGUGGGAGGCAUGGGGGACCUGCCGGGCCUCCCGGCCGUGGGCGGCGGCUACGGCGGGGGCUUCAGCAACAAUGGCGCAGGCGUCUUCACCGGCGUCACGGGCCCGCUCGGCGGAGUCGGCGGCGGCGUGGGGAGCGUCGGACCAGUCGGAGGCGUCGGUGGCGCCGGAGGGAUCCCGUUCGGAGGGUUCGCCGGCGGCGGCUCCCCGUUCGGCGGGGUCGGAGGCGGGUACGGCGGCGGGGGCGCCGGCGGCGUCACACCUUAAGCUGAGGCACCUCGUAGCCAAUUCCUGCAGAGCCGGGGCAUGGACGUCCGCGUUGUACGUAGAUGCGGUGCAUGGGCAUGGCCCACCGCACCUGCGUACGCACGCAUAGACGUGUGGCUUGCCUUAACAGAACCUGUUCGUGCUGUUGGAGAAUAUGUUUCUUGGUGUGUGCC
Lolium perenne is the source of this 716-nucleotide messenger RNA. RefSeq lists its product as uncharacterized. NCBI's taxonomy places the organism in Eukaryota, Viridiplantae, Streptophyta, Magnoliopsida, Poales, Poaceae. The record is from RefSeq and is a predicted model, not a curated record.